Molecule: messenger RNA, 2277 nt
Organism: Trichoplusia ni (cabbage looper)
Lineage: Eukaryota; Metazoa; Arthropoda; Insecta; Lepidoptera; Noctuidae
Product: protein CNPPD1
Exons: 5
Coding region: 196-1374 (392 amino acids)
Biological process (GO): regulation of cyclin-dependent protein serine/threonine kinase activity
Cellular component (GO): cyclin-dependent protein kinase holoenzyme complex; nucleus
Molecular function (GO): cyclin-dependent protein serine/threonine kinase regulator activity; protein kinase binding
Source: RefSeq, a predicted model, not a curated record
GUAUGAUGAGAUACAUAAAAUUCACGCCAGAUGCCGUGACUUCAUAACGUAAUGUUUAUCUGACUGAAACAUUAACCAAAAUAAAAAAAGGCUUCGUCGUUGUUCAGAAUCCGGUUACAUAUAUGUAAAUUGUCGUUAUAAUACUUGUAAUAUUAAGUUCAAAUAUUUUUGUUUUCCGUCAAAAUUAGCGCGAACAUGUCAAAUAUAUCUAAAAGAAAACGAGAGGGUUCGAGGACCAAGAUCAAGAGCAUGGGUGACCACAAGGAGUUUCUGAAGCGUAUCACGAAGACCCUAUACUAUGGACAGCUGCCAGCACUGCCUUGCCUGAGUCUACCGGUUACUGAGAUCUCAUGUGAGCUGUGGUCAGUGUCGCAGCGCGGGCGCUCCCUGCGGCGGCUGCACGCGGACGCGGCCGCCAGCAUCGCCCGCAGCGCGUGCGUGUCGCCGUGCGCGCUCGUGCUGGCCAUCCUCUACCUCGAGCGCCUCAACUCCUGCAACCCCGACUACCUCGCCGCCGCCGCACCUGCCGAUCUCUUCCUUGUUUCUUUGAUGGUAGGCAACAAGUUUUUACAAGAUGAUGGCGAAGACGACGACGUGGUAUGUUCCGAGUGGGCGGCUUCCGGAGGCCUGGAGCUCAGUCAGCUUAAGAAAUUAGAAGUGGAAUUCCUUAAUGCCAUAGAUUGGAACGUAUUUGUGAGCGACAAGACAUUUGAAGCAGGGCUGUCGUGGCUAGAACGUCGAGUGGCACUGAAGCAGGCACGCUUGCGCGGGUUCUUCACAUACGGCGACUUGGCGGCGGCGAGCGAGGCGCGCCUGCUGGCGGCGCUGGCGCGGGGCCUGGGCGCGGCCUGCGCGGCGCUGGCGCUCGCCUACGUCACCAGCCUGCUGGCGCUGCUAGCGCCUGCGCUACUGCUGGCGCCAGCCUCGUCGCCCGCCUCGUCCACCCCUGCUGGCCUCGCUCCGCUCGACACUCUUCAUACAGAUAUUAUAACGCACAAUUUGCUACCGGAACCGAAUCUCUACACGAACAAUGCGACCGUGGACCUAUCUUCGUUAGACCUCCCUGAAGAGCAGACCAUCCCGGAUAGUUUCAAGUGUUGCACGAAGUGGACGACAUACCAGGACAGUAUGGCUGCCAAGAGGAACUGGUACGACGCCAUCGUAAUAUACGACUGGAAAUCGUUCGAACCUUGGUGGUCCAAGACGUCCGUCCUCGUGUGGCUCUACCAGAGCUCUCUAGUGAACCCCAUGCAGCGGUGGCUGGACAAGCUGGCCUCGUACUCGGAGCUGGCGGGCGGGUGGCGCGGCGCGGGCUGCGGCGGCUGCCUGCGCCCGGGACUCAACCUCAGCAAGCUCAGCGAGCGAGACCGGUAGCUAAGCGAACUCUACUGAAGCCCGCCACACUCGAUACUUUACAACAACUACUAUCAUUAAAUGUUAGGAAUUAUUUCAACACUUUAUAAUAAGAGAAAAAUGACUUCUUUGUUGGCUAUAAGAAAGUAGCAUACGAAAUAAUUAUACAAACAUCUUUAUAUAUUUUGGUAAAUAAAUAGUGCACAAAUCUGAGAUAAAACUCAAAUAAUUUGUUGCUAUUUAAUAUUUUGUGACCACAAAGAUAUUGUUGUAAAAUGUCAUGUGAGCGCAGUUUACUUAAUAGGUAUUUAUUAUACUUUUCAUGCUUCCAUCCUUGCGUGACUAAUAAUAUCUGAUGUGACUAAUGGAGAGGCUAUGAGCUAACGAAUUCCAAAAUGAGAUUAAAAUAUUUUAACAUUAACUAUCAGACUCCAAGUUUUAUAUCCUUUUAUAAAAGUAAUAAAAAAUGUAUAUAUUUGUUAUGAAAAAUUCUGGUUUUUGUAGCACCGCUGUCGAAGUUAUGUCAUAGUUGUUGACUCUGAACAGUCUGAGCACAUACUAUGUUGACAGAGAUUGAUACUGGCGUACGUAAGCAAAGAAAACCAUUUAAUUACCGUCAAAGGCGGGGGUUGUGUAUUAGUUAGACAUAAAUGUGUGCGUUAUGAAUAUUAUAAUCAUCAAGACGGUGGCAUUUAUUUUCCAGUAUACGAAAGCAUGUAUUUUUGUAAAGUCUACAAUAAUAAAAAAGAAAGUAUAUUGGAGACUCACCUCCGGCGUCGUCCUGAUCAGUAGAUCAGUCGGUAAGUAUCUGUGUUUAGGAUACGUAACGCGAAUAGCGCGGGGUUCACACAACCAUUCUUGUGCUCUCAAUAUUUCUAUCUAUUUUUGUAUGUGAUGUGACGGUAUUAAAACUAUGAGCAUUGA